Messenger RNA from Dissoconium aciculare CBS 342.82, 1266 nucleotides. RefSeq lists its product as uncharacterized. Bases 301 to 981 code for a protein of 226 amino acids. The record is from RefSeq and is a predicted model, not a curated record. NCBI's taxonomy places the organism in Eukaryota, Fungi, Ascomycota, Dothideomycetes, Mycosphaerellales, Dissoconiaceae. The transcript has a single exon.
CUUCAACAAGCCAUAGCAGAUCCAUAGCAGAUCAUCAUCAAAUUAUUAUCGCUUUUGCCGAUCAGGCGCCGUGGCUGUGGCAGUCGCGCGUCAUACCAUCGUGACAGCGAUAUAGUAUAGUUGACUGCCUACUUAGGUAGACGUUCGGACGAACCUAGAAAUCUCACUUUCCUCUUGCUCUGAAGUGCAGCAUCUCACCCACGGCAUUGUCGCCGAUCAGUCCGCGCUGAGCAUUGACAACCCAUUCGAUCUGUUGGGAGAAGAUCACUAUUCUUGAACCUGAUCAAGCUCUGCCACAUCAUGGUUGGUCUAUUCGAAACCACAUUCCAGCAUGCGUCGAGCACCCCGCUCCCGCCUAACAUCUCCGUGGAGACUGGAUUGAAGGUCCUCCAUGAUUUCGAAGGCGUCAUCCGACUUAGUCCUGACUGUCGAGGCUGCAAGCCCAUUUCACCACCUCAGCCAAGCACCAACGCCACCAAUGACAAUGGGAGCGACAACAGUGCAGAGGUAAUGCGCUACGAAGUAGAAGACGACCUGCCGUUCAUACCCAAGAGACUGUGGGCUGGCGGGGUCAAGUACAAUGCCGAUUUCGUGCCGACACCUGACGGCUGCGAUAUCACCGUUUACGCACCUGGAGGCUUCACCUCUGUGAAUCACUGGCGACUGCUCCGUGAUCCCAUUUUGGACCACGCAAAAGAGACGCACAAAAUUGAAAGCCAGACCAAGGAUACUCUGCAUAUGCGCAAUGACAGUGGAGGUGGAGGGUGGUACGUGCAAAUCAUCAGCGACGCACGAUGCCCGAAAGCCUUCGCCAGUUUCGUCAAGGGCUUCUUGAAGAACAGCCAUGUUCAAUUGCAACAAGCAUUCAUCGAGAAGGUCAAGGAGACACCCGUCGAGCCGACGGAAGGAGAGCAAGCACAGCGACCACCAAUGCGUGAGAGGAGGCCCACGAUAGGCAGGAGAAAAUCAAGCAUUAUGUAGUUGUUCCCAAUGCAAAUGGAUGACAGCCAAGAUCAGCGGGGCACACAUGUAUUAGGUAGAUCUACAUUGCAGAUGUUGACAGCAUAUCUGAGACUUAAUGAUUAUGCGCGUCUGAGCAUGCAAUUUCGAAUACCACCUUUGCAGACCUGCCCAAGUGUGUUGAGAAGAAGACACCAUGCGGGUGCCAACGGAUUCAAGCAGAAAUGUCAAAUGCCGGCGCGUACAUUAAGAUUUCGAUGAAGCAACAGGAGCACAGAGUCGAAGAGGGGAAGUAAGAUACAAGCG